Messenger RNA from Penicillium daleae, 12099 nucleotides. RefSeq names its product E3 ubiquitin-protein ligase TOM1 (gene tom1). Gene Ontology annotation, biological process: protein polyubiquitination; positive regulation of protein catabolic process; proteasome-mediated ubiquitin-dependent protein catabolic process. The record is from RefSeq and is a predicted model, not a curated record. Gene Ontology annotation, molecular function: ubiquitin-protein transferase activity. NCBI's taxonomy places the organism in Eukaryota, Fungi, Ascomycota, Eurotiomycetes, Eurotiales, Aspergillaceae. The transcript is spliced from 5 exons. Bases 1 to 12099 code for a protein of 4032 amino acids.
AUGGGGAGAAUUAAGAAGGUGGCUAGCCAAAAGCACGAGGCUACAAUUUCACCUUUCUUGGGGAAAUUAAUAGGACGUGCGACUAGUCUUCCCGUUGCAGAGCUUCCUUCACUCCUAACCACGUUCCCCCGGUUAUGGCCUUUCCCUCGCGGCGAUCUAUACCAUUGGAUCAAUGUCUUGGACCGCUUCGAUGAGAUUCUGGCCUCCGUCAUCGACAAAUACUUCCUCAACAUCGGCCCUCAGACGCAAUCAUUCAGUCGAAGCGUUCUGGAGGAGUCAUAUGCCGCCGACCCGACCAAGACACCAGCAGAGGGCAUCGAUGCUAAGCUGAAUAGUUUGGGAUACGGACCCGAUGGAGACCGACAGUUGGUGGAGGCGAUUCUAGAUUUCUCGCGUCUGCUUCUCGAGAAGUGUGGCAACCGCAGUCUUUAUAGCAGCAGUGAACGUCUGGGCGACCUUUUGAACACUACCUCCCUGUCCCUCCUCCAAUCGACCCUGCGCCUGUCCCUUUGCCUGGCCCAGAGAUACCACUCCCGCCAACGGGGGUCCCACCAACAGAGUCUGUUGGCAAAUCAUUACAAUAUCGACUUGGAGAAGCUCCAGAAGAUCGCAGCCCCGUUCCCGCGCCCGUUCAUCGCGGGUAAAACGCCAUUUGCUGCAUCUCCCGCUGUUUCGGGCAAAGGAACAGACAAUGCCAUCCACACCAAACUGAAUGCUAAUGACCUCGUCUCGAUUGUUCGCGAUAACGAGGCCUGGGAAGAAUGGGGUAACGUUCGUGUCCUGUACUAUCCUUCUGGCUCCUCCGAGGAGACCCGCUCGACAUCCGAGUUUGGACAGGCAGACAUAGCCCCUCACGCGCCGACUACACCCACCCCUCUCCGGCGUAGUGCCACGCAUCCGACUCCGCGAUCAAGCCGCGCAUCUAAUGUGGACGAAUCUCCUGUAGUCGCGCCUAAUUCCGUCGGAAAACCGGAUGAGCCGUCUCGCGGUGGGAAAGUCCUGGACCUGCCAUUCUCGAAAGUUUCUUCAGGCAAAGCUGAAGAUCUCCUGGCCACUAACCUUCCAAAUCUGCCUCUUGAGUCGAAGUAUGAGCUGCUACACAAGGUUCGAGUUGCGCAGGCUUUGACCGAGUCGCGUGCUUCUCGUGAACAGAUCCUUGCCAUUCGGAUCCUCGCCGUGACAAACCUUGCAUACGUCAACUCCGAAUCCACAUUCCAGCAGAAGGUUCUUCAAUAUGACAUGGAACAAUCAAAACGUCUUCAAUUGACCUACCAGUUGGCCGACCUCGUUCAUCUAGGCGCUAGUGGCGACCUUGAAGUAUCGAGAACGGUGCAGGCCUUGGCUCUUCAGGCGCUGGAUGCACUUGCCAAACACAAAUGUCGCGCCAAUGACGUCUGUGCUGCACUGAGUGUCAAUGUCAAUCACGGAGUCCUGUUGUUCCUGACCCGCAAGUUCGUCAAUGAACUGGGCGCCGAGGAGGAUCACACGAAUGAUCCUUAUCAGGAUGAAUGGAGAGAUGCACUGCUCGGUCUUUUACGCACACUUCCGAGCUCAAGCUCCCGAACUCCGGAGACGCUCGUCGCCGCGGGUCUCAUCCCUAUGUUCGUGGACAUCCUCAACCUUCGAACAGAGAAAGCUCGUCGGGUUUACUCGCGGAUCAUGGAAUUCCUUGACACCUUUGUUCAUGCCGUCCGUGAAACAUUGGGUAAUUUGACUGCGUCCAAGGGCUUUGAUGCUAUCUCUGAUCUGAUCGACUACGAGACUAAGACUGCAUUUGAGAAGGUCUCUCGUGGAGAUGGAUUCCCUGCUCAGUACAAGAACCCGUCGAUCGAUUAUCAGAUCCCCUACUUCCAACAGCAGACAUUGCGAUGGAUGUUCCGCUUUGUCAACCAUAUCAUGCAGCACAACGGUGGUGGGUUUGACCGCGUGCUGCGCAACCUCAUCGACUCCCCUCAGCUGCUGACAUCUUUGCGGCUGGUCUUUGAGAACUCUCGCGUUUUCGGUUCGCACGUCUGGAGCAAUGCCGUGAACAUUCUUAGCAGCUUCAUCCACAACGAGCCAACGAGCUAUGCGGUCAUCGCUGAAGCUGGUCUCAGUCGAAGUCUGCUGGCCGCCGUCAUGGGUCGCGAGCUCCAAGCCAAGGAGAAGCCGGCUGCUGUGGAACCCCAGGUUGCCGAACCCCAAGAAGGCGAGGCUUCUAGUCAAGCGCCCAUCGCCGUGCCUACUACCCCUGUCGAUGAAAAGAAGAAAGGUCGAGAAUACCUUCUUGCUAGACCCAAGGAUUCUCCUCUCGCGCCAGGAAUUAUCGCAGCGGCUGAUGCCCUUGCCUGCAUCCCCUCAGCAUUCGGCGCUAUUUGCUUGAACUCCUCAGGCUUGGACCUUUUCCAGUCAUCUGAUGCUCUCGAAAGCUUCUUCGAAAUUUUCGAGAACCCGGAGCAUGUCAAGUGCCUAAAGGAUGAUCCCAACUUGGUCCGUUCUCUUGGUACAACCUUUGAUGAACUAGUUCGUCAUCACCCAGCCCUGAAGACCUCUAUCAUGACUGCCGUUCUUGUAAUGGCUGCUCGGGUCAACCUCCUCGGCAAGGUCAAGGCCUGGGAGCUGGGUAUGGGCACUAAGCUUUGGCAAGAGGACUCUGAUGGUCAAGUCGUGCUGUCUGGAGAUGUCUUUUCUCUUUUCCGUGAGAUUGGUACUGCCGGUGAUGCGUCGACGGAAGAUCUGAUGGCUGUUGGCGUACCCCAGCUGAAUGCUCAUUCUCUUCCAAACGGUGGAAAGCUUGUCCUGGGCGAUGUCAACCAGCUGCUUCCGUCGCCGCAGGCUGACUUCGAGCCGAAGGACAAGGAUGAUCAUGGUCUCACUGUCACAGACUAUCUCUUCCCUGCCAUUCGAUUCCUGGGCGCCUUUUUCGAAAAUCAGCCGAAUUGCUCCUCUUUCAUUCUCGCUGGCGGAGCAGAGUUCGUUCUGGACUAUGCUACUCUUCAAAGCUUGUCGUUUGACUUCCACAACACGGAUGCCAAUCAAGAACUAACAGUACUGGUGCACAUGCUUGCUGAAACGAAGCCGCACUUGAUCAUCCCAUCCCUCAUGCACCGUGCCCACUCGGCAGUCAACAACCUUGAGGCCUUCUGGACUGCGCCCAAAGAGUCUGGGUUCUUCACGCCGCUGGUCAAGCCAACUGACUCGAAGGCGCCGGCACCAGAACCCACCCCAGCUGUCAACCAUGGCACCUCCUUUGUCAAGCAUAUGAACGCCGUUCUUGUCCUCACGGAUUUGCUUCGCGAGAUCUAUGCCAUGCCUCUGUACCAGACGCGGUCGGCGACACAGAGCUAUCCCUUCAGCCAGGUUGUCCUUGCAGACAAAUAUGCUACCCUUGUCGCUUCUCUUGGCAAUCUCCAUGCUGCUUGCGUUUGGGAAGAAAUCAUGCUCGAGAAGAAUAUUCCCGAGAAAUGGCUGCAAGCUAUGAAGAAAACACCAGAGAAGCCCGGCUCCAACCCUAUGGCUGCAUUUAUCCAGGCCCACUCAUCUGAAGUUACUCAGGCCGGAGGCUCGAGUGCAGCCGAGGCUAGCAAGGCCCUUGUCGCAGAAGAGCCUGAAACAGAGGAGAGCAAAGCGGCAACAGAGCGAAGUGCAGCUUUCAAGAAUGUUCAAACUCUCCGUUAUCUUUUGAGCUCCCUGCCUACUUCUAUUACCGGCUUCUUCCACAACCUGGGUCUCGGUCUUAUUACUCGAAAGCGGAUGGAGAACAGCCAUACAGCCAGGCAAAACUCCAACAUGGUGGCUGAUGCUAUUGCUGACGCUGUCCUUUGCGAGCUUCAAUUUGGACCUGCGAAUUCGUGUGACAGCUCAAAACAUCGCUUUGCCUACCUCAUUGUCAUUCUUUCCUCGUUCUCGCAUCUUCUCUAUGAGGUCACUCACGACCGUCCCUCAAAUAACUACCUCACCCUCGUCCUCCUUGCAUUCAAGCGAAACAAUGGGCUGAAGGUUUUGAAGGAUAUUUGCGACGUCUUCAUGCGCGAAGUCAAGGCUCUUGAGCCGAUUCAGAACGAUCCCGAGAAGGCCGACAAAGAGUUGGCUGACCGACUUACCUCCGCCUACGGUGGAAUCAAGAUUAUCCUUGCGCUGUUCUCCGAACUUGCCGCCGGCAAAAGCAUUAUGGAGUCCAACCAGACACAGGCCCUCACAAGCCACCAUGAUCGUGAGCGUGACCGCCAUGAUUAUUUCCAGGCUGGCCAAUUCAUCGUGGAUCUUCGCAUGGAAAUCCUUCCCAUGGCCCAGGACAUGUGGAACUCGGAUUUUGCGACUCAGUCAUCAAGCCAAAUUGUCAAGUGUUUGGUUGAGAUCCUUCGAUCGUCUUUGGAUGGAGAGCACGAGCAAGGUGCCGCACACAAGUCAGAUAUCGCUCCUGCUGUAACGGAACCUGUCAAGAAGCCCUUCAUGAUCAACAAGGACAGGCUAGCCAUCCUGACCGGAAAGGGGUUCGAAGACUCUGAGCUGAACCACGAGGCUUUGUAUCGUUGCAACAACAAUAUUAAUUAUGCAGAGGAAUACUGCAAUGCCCGGACAUUCCUGCGUUCUCCUCCUAGGGUCCCUCCUGGCCCUGGUGAUGUUCAGACCGGCCCGCCCGAGGCUGCUUCUAGUGCCGAGGGCCCCGAAGACAACGGUCUCGGCGAUGUUACGCCUCUCGACCGGGGUCUCUUAGAGCAGGGCGGUCUUGCUAUGAUCUUGGCUCAGGCGGGACGUCCUGUGCAUGAUCCUACGAAUGAUGACGACGAUUCCAGUGCCAUGCGCGACGGCCUGGCUCGUGCGAUCUCCAAUGUUCUGAACGAUGAAGAGGGCAUGCUUCGCGGCGAAGAUGGGCCUCUUUUCCUCACGGAGCGUGAGCGCCAGCGCCAGCGCCGUCGACCCCAGGCAAACAGCGAGUCCGCCGAUCAACAAUCUUCGAGAGCCAAUCCAUCUCAGAGAGAGGACCAGAGAGAGGAGCCAGUCGAACGGCGCCCGCUGGUCACCAUCGAGGAUUUGAACGCUGAGAGAGAGAAGGUCCGAGCUAAUCUCAUCGAGCGAUCCCUGGAUGUUCUGAACGAGCACCACGACGUAUCCUUCGAGCUUGCCGACUUGAUAAGCUCCGCCAUCAAGAAUCACCCUGAGCCCGAUAGCUUCCGACGGGAUAUCGGGGAGACCCUUGUUCAGUCCCUCGUUUCUUUGCAGAUGGAAAACUUCCAGACAGCUGGCAAGAAGGUGGCUGCCUAUGCUCACAUUCUGGCUUUGGUUCUUCAGGAUCCGAAGAUGUACACUGCGACUCUGGAGGAGCUGAAGGAUUGCUUCUCGACAUUCCUAAGUUUCAUCAAGCUUCCCACACCCGAGAAGUCCGCGGGCGAAUCAUUCCCAUGGAUCGGUCACGUCUUGCUCAUUUUGGAGAAGCUGCUAUCUGAUGAUUGUCAACCGCCGCAAAUCACAUGGUCUCCGCCCAGUCUCGACGAUCCCCACGGCGGCAAUUCCGGCCCCGCUCAUCUUGCAGAGCCCCUUGUCCCUCUCGAGCAGAAGACGGAGCUUUUCGAGGCUCUGGUGGAAAUCCUUCCUCGUAUUGGCAAGGAUGAUAGCCUCGCGCUUUCCGUCUGUCGAAUUCUGGUCAUUCUCACUCGCGAACGCAGCAUCGCCGUUCGUUUCGCGCCCAAGCGAAACUUGCAGCGCCUGUUCCUCAUGGUCAAGCAAUUGGCCAACGCAACCAACGACAAGCUGCAAAGUGCCUUUAUGUUGAUCUUGCGACACAUUGUCGAAGAUGAAGCUACGAUUCGACAGAUCAUGACCGCAGAGAUCGUGGGGAAUUUCGAGAGUAAGCCCUCUCGCCAGAUCGACGCUGCUGGCUACGUGCGACAGAUGUAUCAUCUCGUUCUGAGGAACCCCGAGAUCUUUGUCGAGGUCUCCAACGAGAAGUUGCGCUUGGUCCGGUAUGAUGCCAGUCACCGCACACAAGCUCUUGCGUUGAAGGAAGACCGUAACGCUCGCCAACGUCAAGACAAGGAAGACAAGCCCACUGAGUCAUUCGCCGCGGAAGCGUCGUCGGCCGCAGAGGACAAGGAGAAGGAGAAGGCCGCCGAGAUGAAGCCUCCUGUGGUGGAGAACCCAGACGGUGUCAUUCACUACCUGCUGUCUGAACUCUUGUCUUACAAAGAUGUGGAUGACAAAGAGCCUCCAACGACCGAGUCCACUGAACAACCCGCUCUGGAAAUGUCUGCUGAACUCCAAACAGAUGUUGAGAUGGCCAUGGACGAGCCCACUCCAUCGGUGACCAGCAGUGCCGAUGCUCAGACCAGUCGUGCCCCUAAGAAGAGCGAGAAGCCGUCAUUCGAGGCUGAGCAUCAUCCGAUCUACAUUUACCGAUGCUUCCUUCUUCAAUGCCUGACUGAGCUUUUGGGUUCCUACACCCGAACCAAGGUCGAGUUCAUCAACUUCUCGCGCAAAGCCGAUCCGCUUGCUAGCACUCCUUCCAAACCCCGAUCUGGCAUUCUCAACUAUAUGUUGAACGCGCUCGUUCCGAUUGGUACCAUGGAACAUGACGAGUCUUUGGCUUUCAAGAAGCGCAGCAUCACUUCUACCUGGACCAUGCAGGCUCUCGUGGCCCUCUGCACCAAAACGUAUGAAUUGCCUGGCUCCAGACGUCGCAAUGAGCCGAAACCAACGGAAGACGAUGAGCCUGAAGUGGCAUUUGUUCGCCGCUUUGUCUUGGAGCAUGCUCUGCGCUCUUUCAAGGAAGCUAAUGCAUCGACGGAACCCCUUGACGUCAAGUAUGCUAAGUUGAUGUCGUUGGCCGACCUUUUCGACAAGAUGCUUAGUGGAUAUUCCUUCUCCCAGGAUGCUGGCUUUCCCAACUCAGCAAGACAGAUCGCCAAAGCCAUGUUUGAGAAACACUUCAUUCCUGCGUUGACCGCCUCUGUUGCCGAGAUUGACUUGAACUUCCCCUCAUCUAAGCGGGUUAUUAAGUAUAUCCUGCGACCGAUCAACAAGCUCACACAAACUGCGGUGAUGCUUAGUGACAGCGGGGAAAUUUCUACGGCUAGCUCUGGUGACACUGAAGAUGAUGAAAUCUCUUCUGCCACCUCCGUCUCGGACAUGGAAGACGAGCGGGAGGAAACUCCUGAUCUUUUCCGCCAUUCUACCCUUGGUAUGCUGGAGCCCCGCCACGAGGAGGAAACCAGCUCGGAGGAAUCCGAGGGUGAAGAUGAUGAAAUGUACGAUGAUGAAUACGAUGAUGAGAUGGACUAUGAUGAGGACGUUCCUGAGGACGAUGGUGAAGUCGUUAGUGACGAAGAAGAUGACGUGGAUGGCGUCGGUCCCAUUGAAGGUCUUCCUGGCGAUGCAGUCGAAGUCAUCAUCGAUGAUGAGGACGAUGAGGACGACGAUGAGGAUGAGGAUGACGACCACCUUGAUGAUCACUCAGACAUGGAGGAAGACGAUGAUGUCAUAUAUGCUGGCGAAAUCACCGGCGACCGCGACAACGAAAGCCUUGACGACGGCGAAGAUGACGAGUGGGAGAGCGACGAGAUUACCGAGGACGAAGAAGAGGCCGAGAUGAUGAAUCAGUUCCAAGAUGAGCUGGCUGACAUGCGUCAAGCCAAUCGGCCCGGUGAUGCACACAACCGCAUUGACGAGCUUUUCCGUGCUCUCAACCAAGCUACAGGUGACGAUGAUCUACAUGACCAUGGCGUGGGAGGUCAGAUCCCAGACCAUUUUGACGAGGAGAUGCUCGAUGAGUUGAACGAGAUGGGCGACGAGGACGAGAUGGACGAGCUUGAGGAAGAAGCCGAUGAUUACGAUGAGUACGACAUGGAUCAGGGCUCUGAGGGCGACAUGGAAGAUGACGACCUUCUUGAGCCUUGGGGCUGGGAGGGUGAUGAGGCCCCGCCACCUCGACACCAUCACCAUCGCAUGCGUGGUGGCCCUUCUGCAUGGGCUGCAGUCACUGAAAUCAUGCCCGGCCGUCAUGGUGGCCUCGUUCCAAUUCAGCCAUUCCACCGGGUUCACAGAAACCAGGUGCCCUCUCGCGGUAACGAUGAUGGAACUAACCCUCUGCUUGUCCGAAACGGAGGAGUUGCUGACCCUCAUGCUAUGCGGGGGACCGGUACUGACAUGUUCACUGACUGGGCUCAACUUGAGGGCGGCGGUAGUCGUUUUGUUCAAUUGGACAGCCCAAUGAGCUUCAUGAACGCUAUUAUGGCUGCCAUUGGUGGAGGACCACAAGCCCCCGGAUUGGGUGUUGUUACUCGCCCAGAUGGUAUACAUGUUCACGUUGACCGACGAACAAUUCUUCCUAACCGUCUCAACGACUUGUUCGCCAACGCCCAGCAACAGACAUCGCAAUCCCGCCGCAAUGAUCCCCACAAUGCUGUCAAGUUCAAUUUGUCGACCACUAGAAACCGUUGGCAGGAAGAAGCUCGCAUUCUGUUCAGCGGUACCUAUUCGGAGAACUCGAUGCGAGUUAUCAACUCGUUGCUGAAAGUCAUGGUCCCUCCUGCCAUUGAGGAAGAGAAGCUGCGCAAGAAGCAACUUGAAGAAGACCGGAAGCGUGCCGAUCAGGAACGGGUUGAGAAAGAACGUAAGGAGCAGGCUGCUCGUGAAGAAGAAGAGCGCGAACGCAAGCGCAAAGAGGAAGAGGAGAAUGCGCGCCGCCAGGCCGAGAGAGAACAGCAAGAAACAGAGCGUCAGGCUGCGGGAGUUGCUGAGCCUAUGGAAGACAUCCAGCAGACCGAUGCGGCAGCUGAAGCAGCCACUACUGCUCAGCCUGAAGCUGCCCCUGCCGAACCGGUUCAACGCGUCUAUACUACUAUCCGAGGUCGGCAGCUUGAUAUCACCGGCCUGGAGAUCGACCCAGAGUACCUGGAGGCGCUACCAGAGGAGCUGCGGGAGGAAGUGAUUAUGCAGCAACUUGCCGAGCAGCGAUCUCAAGCUGCUGCCGCCGGCGAGGAACCCACCGAGAUCAACCAGGAGUUCCUGGAAGCCUUGCCCGCAGAGAUCCGCGAAGAGUUGCUACAGCAGGAAGCCGCUGAUCGGCGCCGACGAGAACGUGAGACUGCUCGUCGACAGGCAGCUGCUUCUGGUGGUCCCCAGCCACGUGCCGAGGAGAUGGAUGCUGCUAGUUUCCUCGCUACCCUUGACCCUUCUCUACGCCAAGCUGUUCUCGCGGACCAGCCCGAGGAUGUACUUGCAACCUUGGGUCCUGAAUAUCUGUCCGAGGCUCGCGCUUUGGGUGGCCGCCGCAUUGCUCAAUUCGGCGACAUCACCGCAGCUGGAAUGGACCAUCGCCCUAGAGGCGAAGCUGCUGGAGAUCUGGAUUCUAAGAAAAACCAGAGACGUCCAGUGGUCCAAAUGCUGGACAAGGCCGGUGUUGCAACUCUACUUCGCCUGAUGUUCAUGCCCCUACAGGGUAACGCACGUCAUUUGCUGAACGACAUUCUUCACAACGUUUGUGAGAAUCGCCAGAACAGAAGCGAGGUGAUUAGCCUGAUUCUGUCCGUCUUACAAGAUGGCAGUGUUGAUUCUUCCGCUAUCGAGCGAAGUUUCUCGCACCUCUCUCUCCGUGCGAAGGCCCCUAACGCUCAGAAGACUCCCCAGUCUGUCAAGCGCAACAUCUCUCUGCAGCCAUCUUCGAGUAUCAGCAGCGAGGUUACCCCGAUCAUGGUGGUGCAGCAAUGCUUGGCAACACUUUCCUUCCUCUCCCAGUUCAAUCCCCAUAUUCCUUGGUUCUUCUUGACCGAGCAUGAUUCGGCUUCGUCUCUUAAGCUGAAGGCUCUCCGCAAGGGCAAGGGCAAGGAGAACCGCGCCAACAAGUUCGCCCUCAAUGCUUUGCUUUCUCUUCUUGAUCGCAAGUUGAUCAUGGAUAGCCCGAACUGCAUGGAGCAGCUGUCUAACCUAUUGAGCACCAUUACCCAGCCGCUCACCGUUCUCCUCCGCCGCGAAAAGGAGAAGCAAGACGGGCAAGACGGGCAAGACAAGGGCAAGAAGCCAGAGGGCGCGCCAGCUGAGGCUGGUCAAUCAACCGCUGCUGCCGAGUCUGGUACUGAUACUACCAUGACCGACGCUCCUCUGCCAACCGUUGAGAAUGCUGAGGAUCAAGGUACCACUGCCGAAGGCGAAGCGGACAAAGAUGAUAAGAAGACUGGCGACGAGCAGCCUGCCGAGGAGAAGCGCAAGCGCCGAUCUAUUGAGCCUCCAGUCGUUCCAGACCACAACUUCCGACUGGUUGUGCAUAUUCUUGCGGCUCGUGAAUGUAAUGGAAAGACCUUCCGUGACACUCUGUCUACCAUCAACAACCUGUCGAUCAUCCCUGGAGCUCGGGAUGUCAUCGGCGAGGAGCUGGUUGCUCAAGCGCAGACUCUUAGCGAUACCAUUCUUGCCGACCUUGGAGAACUUCUUCCCCAUAUCCACCAGGCUAAGACUGGCACUGAUAUGCAAGGUCUGGCUCUGGCCAAGUUCUCCCCCGCCAGCUCCGACCAGGCUAAGUUGCUCCGCAUUCUCACGGCUCUCGACUACCUCUUCGAUCCUUCGCGCAUCGACAAGUCCAAGGUCCCAGAACCCGAAGCCGCACCCAAGGAGGACGUGCUUAAGAGACUGUAUGAGAGUGCUACUUUCGGCCCCCUGUGGACCAAGUUGAGCGACUGCUUGACUGUUAUUCGCCAGAAGGAGAACAUGCUGAACGUAGCUACCAUUCUCCUGCCGUUGAUCGAAGCAUUGAUGGUUGUCUGCAAGAACACCACCCUCAAGGACCAGCCACUCUCUCGUGGUAGUCGCGAACUAUCUGUCAACAGUGCAUCUGCCGAUGCUGGUGUGAGCAUGGAAAACCUUUUCUUCAAGUUCACCGAGGAGCACCGCAAGAUACUCAAUGAGCUCGUCCGCCAGAACCCUAGGCUGAUGAGUGGUACUUUCUCCCUGCUCGUGAAGAACCCCAAGGUUCUGGAGUUUGACAACAAGCGCAAUUACUUCACUCGUCGUGUACACUCUCGCGGUGCGGAGCCUCGUCACUCUCAUGCUCCUCUUCAACUCUCUGUUCGCCGAGACCAGGUCUUCCUUGACUCCUUCAAGUCACUGUACUUCAAGAGUGCAGAUGAGCUCAAGUAUGGCAAGUUGAACGUACGAUUCCAUGGAGAAGAAGGUGUGGACGCCGGCGGUGUGACCCGUGAAUGGUUCCAGGUCCUCGCUCGUGGCAUGUUCAACCCUAACUACGCACUCUUCAUCCCUGUUGCUGCCGAUCGGACUACGUUCCACCCCAACCGUCUCAGUGGUGUCAAUUCCGAGCAUUUGAUGUUCUUCAAAUUCAUUGGACGGAUCAUCGGCAAGGCCUUGUACGAGGGUCGCGUUCUGGAUUGCCACUUCUCUCGUGCUGUCUACAAAUGCAUUCUUGGACGUACUGUGUCUAUCAAGGAUAUGGAGACUCUUGAUCUGGACUACUACAAGUCUCUUCUUUGGAUGCUGGAGAAUGAUAUUACCGACAUCAUCACCGAGACCUUCGCUAUCGAGACCGAUGCCUUUGGCGAGAAGCAGGUGAUCGACCUGAUCCCCGAUGGUCGCAACAUUCCAGUAACCCAGGAGAACAAGGAAGAGUAUAUCCAGCGUGUGGUCGAGUACCGGCUGGUGGAGUCUGUGCGGGAGCAGCUAGACAAUUUCCUGAAGGGCUUCCACGAGAUCAUUCCCCCAGACCUGAUUUCCAUUUUCAACGAGCAGGAAUUAGAGCUUCUGAUCUCCGGUCUGCCUGACAUUGAUGUGGACGAGUGGAAGAACAAUACCGAGUACCACAACUACUCUGCCUCCUCGUCGCAGAUCCAGUGGUUCUGGCGUGCUGUUCGCUCCUUUGACAAGGAAGAGCGUGCCAAGCUGCUCCAGUUCGUCACUGGUACCUCCAAGGUCCCUCUCAACGGCUUCAAGGAGCUUGAGGGUAUGAAUGGUGUGAGCAAGUUCAACAUCCAUCGCGACUAUGGCAACAAAGAUCGCCUUCCUAGCGCACACACAUGCUUCAACCAGCUCGAUCUUCCUGAAUAUGAAAGCUAUGAAGAUCUCCGCCAACGCCUCUACACCGCGGUGACGGCUGGUAGCGAGUACUUCGGUUUCGCAUAG